AUGGAUUCAGUACCUGUUGCACUUAUCACAGCGGGUAGUGCUGGGCUGGGUGCCGCAGCAGCCCGUGUUUUCGUCAAGAACGGAUUCAAGGUGGCCAUCAACUAUAGCAACAAUGUAGAAAGGGCGGGAAAGCUCGUCGAAGAACUCAAGAGGUCAACAGACUCGGAUGUGCUUGCCAUCAAGGCGGAUUUGGGGAACCGCGAUGAUAUCUCAAAACUUGUCGAUGAGACUGUUGCGAAGAUGGGUCGAUUAGACGUCGUCUUUUCGAAUGGCGGAUGGACACACUUUCGAGACAUGACCAACUUGGACGAAAACCUUGUAGAAGAUGACUGGGACAGGUGCUUCAACAUGAACGUCAAGUCACAUCUUUGGAUAAUGCAUGCCGCCAAAAAGCAUCUGGACAAGACGGAGGGUGCAUUUAUCACCACGGCAUCCAUAGCUGGAGUUAGUGUCAGUGGGAGUUCUCUGGCAUACUCUGUAACCAAAGCCGCCCAGAUCCACCUGGCCAAGGCCCUUGCAGCUAUCGCGGCUCCGAGGAUUCGCGUCAAUACCGUAUCGCCAGGCCUACUUCUCACAGAUUGGGCGGAGAAGUUCUCGGAUGAGGGUAAAGCUGCCCAUAUCCAGAAGACAGUGAUUAAGAGAGCCGUCACGGUCGAGGAUGUGGCUGAACAAGUUUAUACAUUCGCCAAGAGCAGAAGCAUAACGGGCGUCAAUGUUGUAAUUGAUGGGGGCUAUACCUUGUAG
Colletotrichum destructivum is the source of this 744-nucleotide messenger RNA. Its product is annotated as Putative short-chain dehydrogenase/reductase SDR, NAD(P)-binding domain superfamily. NCBI's taxonomy places the organism in Eukaryota, Fungi, Ascomycota, Sordariomycetes, Glomerellales, Glomerellaceae. The record is from RefSeq and is a predicted model, not a curated record. The transcript has 5 exons. Bases 1 to 744 code for a protein of 247 amino acids.